This is a messenger RNA of Dromiciops gliroides (monito del monte), 2708 nucleotides long. RefSeq lists its product as uncharacterized. The record is from RefSeq and is a predicted model, not a curated record. Bases 216 to 1391 code for a protein of 391 amino acids. The transcript is spliced from 3 exons. Gene Ontology annotation, cellular component: nucleus. NCBI's taxonomy places the organism in Eukaryota, Metazoa, Chordata, Mammalia, Microbiotheria, Microbiotheriidae.
GGGAGCGCGCUGGCCGCGGCCACUGGUGAGGGCGGCUGCCCUCGGCAGCUCCCGGGGGGUGGGGAGGGCGCGCGCGGGCUGCGCGGCGGGGCCCUGCCCGGCCACAGAAGGAGGCCCGGCGCCGCCCCCCCAGGGGAGGGCGUGGAGGGGACCCCUCGCUGGGCUUAGCGCUCCUCGUCCUAUGCGACUCUCACGACCACCCUGGGAGGGUCACCAUGAUGACAACGAAGCCAAAGAGAAUCAAGUUUUCUGAGGAAGAGAAGAUUGUGAUUUUGGAAGAGUUCAGCCUGCGGAAGGACAUCCUCAUCCCCAAGACAGGCCGCUACCGCAACACAAUGGACCGGCAGCAAGCUUGGGAGGAGAUCACAAUGGCCGUGAACUCGCUCAACCCCCUCGUGCAGCGCACACCCGAAGAGGUCCGCAAAAAGUGGAAGAACAUGAUCAUCGACGCCCGCAAGGAGCUGGCCACCGCCAAGCACCCCUUCCUGCGGCGGCGGCCCCAGGAGCGCCUCUUUCAUAACAUCUUUGCCCUCUUCAACAAGACGGGCUCCGAGGUCCCUGAGCCGCUCUACCCAGCGGGGCCUGGCUUUCGAACUAAAGGUCCCCCCAGCCCUGCUGGACCUGCCUGCAAGGUGGAAGGCUUUCUGGACCCUGUCCCCAGCUUGGUGCUCCGGCCCCAGGGGGGCGGGAUUGAGCCCAGCCAAGAGCGGGAGGGGCUCUGUCAGAUUGAAGUGGGCAGGAAACUAGACUCAUGGCCUGAAGUCACAGGCAAGAGCCUCCUCCCUGCCCCUGUGGAUGCACAGGCCCGAUUCAAGGAGGAUGCUCUAACUGAAGACACCUCCACCUAUGAAGAGAAGAGGCUGCUGGACCCACUGAAGGACCUGCCUCUGCACUGUGAGCCCAUGCCUCAGGUGCAUCCUGCUGUGGCCCCCGGGCCAGCAUCACCAGACGGUGUGCCUGGGGACAUGCCCCACCUCUGCGCCUUGCCAGUGCCCACAAGCCCAUCCCCAGACCCGGCUCUAACGUUUAAGAUUAAAUGCCCUGUCAGCCCUUUGCUGGAUUGGCCUUGUCUGGGAGUGAGUACGAGCCCGGUCACGCCCAGCAGCCGCACGGAUGCUCUGGGCACGGAAGGAAUCCACACAGCCAUGGACGACCCUGUGAGCGCUUCGGUGGUGGUGACUGCGGGGGAGGACUUGCUGCCAGGGCCCCCGCCCAGCGCCGAGGGGCUGCCAGAGAAGGGUAGCGAGGAGCUGGUCAAGCAGAGCCGCCUGCAGACGGAGAUCCUGGAGCUGCAGAAGGAGACGCUGCAGUUGCAGAAAGAGAAGAUUCUUCUGGAGAAGGAGAAACUGGUCCUGGAGAUUGUCAAGUUGCGGCGGGAGCUGGGCACCUGAGCUGGGCACCUGAGCUGCCUGAGCCUGCCUGCCUGCUGCCUGCUGCCCGAAGCCGGAACUCCUGGGGGGAGAAGAUCCUGGAGCCCAGCCACCUGCCUGUGCCCAGAGGCCUUCUCCUUUCCAGUGCCUGUCUGGGCCCACCCAGGCCAAGCCACCCCCUCCUCCUCUUCUUCCUCCUCAUUACUUCUGCCCAGACUCUGGGGGAAGGAGCAGGGGGCAGGCUCCCUGGGGCCUGCUCCUGGAUGCGAGUCCUGUUGGAGCUGGGCUGGGAAGGGUAGUUAGAGGCUCCCAGCCCAUACUUUGCCCCUCAGAGCUCUGCCUGGCCCAAGUAAGGUCAGGAACCUGAAGGGAGAAGUCCCAGGGAGCCCUGCUGGGGCCCCGGGAGGUGGGGAUGAGGGCGUGUGGCCUAGGCUCCCAGUUAGCUCUCUGCCCCGGCUCAGGAGGUCCUGAUCAUAGGUCAGGCCCCCACUGACCUGAAGCCAAAACAAGGACAGAUUUCUCAGGCCCCAUCUGUGUGCCCUGUUUGUUCUCUGCCAACGGUCUGGGGAGUAAAAGCAUCCAGGUGUCCUUAGCGUUGGGUCUGCCUCCCUGGCUCUUGUUCUGAAUCAGGCUCUUUUUUAUGGGAGAAACACUGGCCAGGCAGCCUUGGCAGGCCCUCCUUUGGGGGCAGAGAGAGAGGAAAGGGGCCCUUGCUUUGUCCAGGACCACUGACCCCCUCUUCAUCUUGAUUUUGCCUGUCUGUCCUCCUGGCCUCUGGGACUGGUGAGGACCCUGGCUAUGGAGAUGGGUCUGUGGUGUGCUGGGAGGAACCCUUUUGUUUGUUUGUUUUUGUUUUUGUUUGUUUUUUGGUGUGAGGCAAUUGGGGUUAAGUGACUUGCCCCGGGUCACACAGCUAGUAAGCGUUAAGUGUCUGAGGUUGGAUUUGAACUCAGGUCCUCCUGAAUCCAGGGCCGGUGCUCUAUCCACUGCACCACCUAGCUGCCCCUGGGUGGAACUCUUAACAGGUGUAUGGGAGGGAGCCCUGCGUCAGGACUGGAAGCCACCCCCACCCCCACAGACGCACACGCGGCCCUCCCUCUACCUCCCCCACCCAACCUGAGGCCCUGGCCUUCAGCCUCUUCUGCAAAGCCAGGGCCUUCCCUUAGAUUUUGUUAGGGCCCAGGACGGCCCAGCCCUGCUCUGCCUCAGGUCCAGGUUUGUCUCUGUUCCUCUGCUGGUGAUGGGGAAGUAAUGAAAACUAUACGGGGCAAAAAUGUUCAUUGUCCCAGUUUUCUAAAAUUGAUACAAUAAAUAAGUGGGGAAGAAGAAAAAAAAAUC